CAAAAAUGCAUUCUGGAAAAAAGUGAAGGUUUCAAAAAGUGUUUUCCGCUCGUUGGGUCCAUCAGACCAUAACAUGCAUCAUAUCCAGUGUAGUUAAUUCAUCCCACCGUUUCUUCAUUCUCUCACUUCAUUCAUAUAUCAUAAUCAUCAUCAGUCUCUUCUCUUCUCUUGAGAUCUCGGUAAUAUAUAGUGCAUUCAAUAGGCAGCCCUUUUUACUCGAGCAGUCUUAAAAACCUCAUUGGCUCUCCUUUUUCAACUCACAUUCCUCCACUCUCCUUUUGUCCGUUUGUGAAUAUUCAUUCACUCAGAAACAAGCUCUUUCUUUUCCUUUCCUUGUUUGCAUAAUUUGCAUUUGUAAUAUCAGAAGUACUACUCUCAGGCCUUCAUAAAUCACAACGACUAUCCCACUGGCAUUUUCGUCCAAUUAAGUAGGUUAAUUAAGGAAGAGGAGGAAGAAAUGGAGCCAAGACAGAGUGAAGAGGCAAUAGUUGUGCCUCAUAUAAUCAGGGGAACUCUUCAUGAAGAGCUUGAGGAUCAAAGAGAUGAUGGGGAUUUUAUUAACCAAGAACCAAAACUUAAUCUCAAAAGCUUUCUUUGGCAUGGAGGAUCUGUUUAUGAUGCUUGGUUCAGCUGUGCUUCAAACCAGGUUGCCCAGGUUCUUUUAACUUUGCCGUAUUCAUUUUCCCAAAUGGGAAUGCUCUCAGGAGUGAUUCUGCAGAUCUUUUAUGGUGUUCUGGGAAGUUGGACUGCUUACCUGAUCUCUGUACUCUAUGUGGAGUACAGAACCAGAAAAGAGAAGGAGAAUGUCAGCUUCAAGAACCAUGUUAUCCAGUGGUUUGAAGUGUUGGAUGGGUUGUUGGGGCCCAAAUGGAAAGCAGUGGGACUGGCAUUCAAUUGUACCUUCCUUCUAUUUGGUUCAGUCAUUCAGCUCAUAGCUUGUGCCAGCAAUAUAUACUACAUUAAUGACCGGUUGGACAAGAGAACGUGGACUUACAUCUUUGGGGCGUGCUGUGCAACCACUGUGUUUAUCCCAUCUUUUCACAACUAUAGGUUAUGGUCCUUCCUUGGAUUGGGCAUGACAACUUACACCGCAUGGUAUUUGACCAUUGGAGCUAUUCUUCAUGGACAGGUUGAAGGUGUUACUCAUAGUGGCCCUAGAAAGUUGGUACUUUAUUUUACAGGCGCGACCAACAUACUCUACACUUUCGGUGGGCAUGCGGUCACAGUGGAAAUCAUGCAUGCUAUGUGGAAACCUCAAAAGUUCAAGUACAUCUAUCUAUUUGCCACACUUUAUGUCUUCACCUUGACACUUCCAUCCGCCUCGGCCAUGUAUUGGGCAUUCGGGGAUCAACUUCUCAACUAUGCCAAUGCUUUUGCUCUCCUACCUCGAAACGGUUUCCGUGAUGCCGCCGUGAUUCUUAUGCUAAUACACCAGUUCAUAACAUUCGGAUUUGCGUGCACGCCAUUAUACUUUGUUUGGGAGAAAGUAAUAGGGAUGCACGAUACAAAGAGCAUGUGCUUAAGGGCACUUGCGAGGUUACCGGUGGUGAUACCAAUAUGGUUCUUGGCCAUAAUUUUCCCAUUCUUCGGCCCUAUCAACUCUGCAGUAGGGGCACUUCUAGUUAGCUUCACUGUCUACAUCAUCCCAGCCCUUGCUCAUAUGGUCACUUACAGAAAGGCGUCGGCCCGGCAGAACGCGGCAGAGAAACCACCCUUCUUUCUUCCAAGCUGGACGGCGGUGUACGCGCUGAACACAUUUGUUGUUGUAUGGGUCUUUGUAGUCGGGUUCGGGUUCGGAGGAUGGGCAAGCAUGAGCAACUUCAUCAGGCAAGUCGACACCUUUGGCCUCUUCGCCAAGUGCUACCAGUGCAAGCACAAUCCUCCAGUGACGAAACAUCAUACAUAAAAUACUUUUAUAAUAGACAUUAUUAUAACGUAAUUUCAUUGCAUGUUUUUCUUACUCUAUUGUUGUUGUAGGGGUUAUUUCCCAUCUUGUGUGCUGCCUUUUAGUUUACGUAUUUGUGUUUAGCGUGUACAAAAUUUUUAAGUAGAGUGAUUGGGUUGAAUUUGAUUUCUUGGGGUCAAAUAGCUGUUAAACCUGGAAUGAUCUGAACAAAUUGGCUAAUGCCAUGCAUAAUUAUAUGACAUAAUUUCUUCCUUUUGGGCCCAUAUUAUCAUUCAACUUUGAGAAUAGUCACAUAAGGUCAUGUACUCAAUAAAGUGUUAUAUAAGUACCUCUACCUUUGAAAAACAAUCAAA
This is a messenger RNA of Cuscuta epithymum, 2259 nucleotides long. NCBI's taxonomy places the organism in Eukaryota, Viridiplantae, Streptophyta, Magnoliopsida, Solanales, Convolvulaceae. The record is from the annotation of a GenBank genome assembly.